Messenger RNA from Gregarina niphandrodes, 666 nucleotides. RefSeq lists its product as hypothetical. The coding region runs from base 1 to 666 and encodes 221 amino acids. The transcript is spliced from 2 exons. The record is from RefSeq and is a predicted model, not a curated record. NCBI's taxonomy places the organism in Eukaryota, Apicomplexa, Conoidasida, Eugregarinorida, Gregarinidae.
AUGACGGUGGCCAUGAUAUGUGUAGCAGGGGAGGGUGGGGAAUCCUUCCUGCCUGUGAUCGCCGUUGAACUUUUAAAACAGCACGAUAAGGUGUACAUCUGCUGCAAGUCCCAAGGGAUCCUCGACUCCAUCAUCUCAGUCGCCCCAAAGUGUGAAAGGGUGGUGAUGGAUGAACUGGAUUCGGUUGCAAUCGAGAAUUUCAAUGCCGUGAUUCAGUUCGUAUGUCCGAGUGGGAAGCAGCCUACGUCAGGCACCACGGCGCUCAUGGACUGUGAAAAAAUGACGCAGGUUCUGUUGCCGAGGAUGCGGGCCGGUUCGUCUUUGCUAUACCUCGUAGGAAUCAGCAACGACCUAAUGGAGGCUGCGUGCGAGGCCUACCUUCGCCAGAUGGUGAUCAAGUUACGGUACCAAUAUAUCCAUUCUGGAGUGCGGAUUGCCCACGUCAUUAGAGGGAAUACUAGUGGUAGCUUGCCCGGUAGCACCGCUGCAACUGGGAGUGCAAUUGGAAGAAACGUGUGCAAAUAUACCGAGCUGUUGCCCGAGGAUUUAGCUGAAUGUAUCCGGCAUAUAACUUCCUUGCCACCUUCUGUUUGUAUUAGCGAGAUCGAGGUGUUUCCCACCGACCAAGUGUCAGGUGGCUUCGCCUUCAGUUCGCAGAUUUUUUAG